This is a messenger RNA of Aspergillus chevalieri, 591 nucleotides long. RefSeq names its product EKC/KEOPS complex subunit CGI121/TPRKB. NCBI's taxonomy places the organism in Eukaryota, Fungi, Ascomycota, Eurotiomycetes, Eurotiales, Aspergillaceae. The transcript is spliced from 3 exons. Gene Ontology annotation, cellular component: nucleus; cytosol; EKC/KEOPS complex. The coding region runs from base 1 to 591 and encodes 196 amino acids. Gene Ontology annotation, biological process: tRNA threonylcarbamoyladenosine modification; telomere maintenance via recombination. The record is from RefSeq and is a predicted model, not a curated record.
AUGUCCGCAUUAGAGACAAUCAACCUCUCUCACCUGCCUGCAUCUUUGCCGAUUCACGUCGGGCUCUAUAGGGAUUUGCAGAACGCGCCUUUCCUUCGGCAACAGCUUAUUUCAGGAAACUCUGAUUUUGAAUAUGCCCUUAUUGACGCGAGCAUGAUCCUGUCAAGGACCCAUGCUCUCUCAGCGGUCUUCCGGGCUGUCAAUGAUUAUAUGAAUGCGCGCCUCAAGUCGCGCAACGUUCACUCGGAGAUAGUCUUCUCUCUCAGCCCUGCGAAUAAUAUUGCUGAUUCUUUCCGGAAAUUCGGCAUCACGGACUCCACGAAAGAUCUACUAGUGGUGAAGGUGUCUGUCACUCCUGAGAUUACCCAUGAGUCAGUGGCAACACACCUCGGAGCUUCCAUCGAAGGCUCUGCCGUGCCAUUCAAUGACGAAACACUUGCCGCAAUUUCAGAUGUCGCAAAGAUUAAGAAGGCUUACAAGCUAGGUAGCUUGGCUCCUACACCUGCAAAGACGAAUGAUGUCGAGAAUCACGAGAGACGACGGUUGGAGACUGCCCUUUUGGGAGCUAUUGCGUUGCGAGGAGCACUAUGA